AUGGCCCACAGAAACAUUCGUGGCCCCUUCUCUCCCUGUCACCCUCCCUUCUCUCGUGCCCACAUCAUGUCGCGCAGAGAGGCGAUGGCAGCCAAGGACGCCGCCACUGCAGUCCCUGAGCUGGGCCUAAUCGACACCAUGCUGAAAGAACUCGCGGAGUACCCGGGAAGGUCGCAUUCCUCUAACAAUGAGUUCAAAGAGCUGCAGGAGGUCGACAUGACAUUGGUGCAGGCGACCAUGCACCGCACCUUGAUCACCAUCCGUACGCGCUACAUUGAGUGCGGCGAUGACUUCAGUGGCGGCCCACAACAACAUCUCGGGGCCUUCCUAGCCAUGCUCAGUAAGUCUCGAAAAGUCACGGUGGAUGGCGUGGACAAGGAGGGGCGGCCACGAAAACAUAGCUUCGAGCUGCACGAGGAGGCAUUGAUGGGCUACAGCAAGACCCUCGAUGACUUGCAGUCGUGCCUCGACGUCUGCCGCCGCCACGCCAAGUCAACGCUCAGCCACCUCCAGUCGAGGCUGGGGGAUCUCGAUAGCCUGAACGGUGUCAGGCUUUUUAUGCCAGACACGUACCCUGAUGACAAGGAGAGACGCGCUGAGGAGUGCCUCGAGCACUUCGAGACUCUCGUCGACUUGUUCCAUGCCUGCGAGCGAGCAAACAUUCUCCCAGGUGUGGACAAGCGUGCUGCCAAGAGGGAACUGAGGAUAUUCCGCAACAGCAAGAAGAGGAGGCCUAUUAGGAGAAGGGAGAAGCAGAUGCACAAGCCAGUGAGUGCGGAGGGAAAGGGGAACGUGUUGGAGGAUGGACAAGAAGUGGAUACCGAACAUGGCAGCAGCAGCAGCAAUGAAAGUCGGUUUAGUAGCAGCAGCGAUGAUGAUGAUGAGGAGGAGGAGGGCUAA
Closterium sp. Naga37s-1 is the source of this 900-nucleotide messenger RNA. NCBI's taxonomy places the organism in Eukaryota, Viridiplantae, Streptophyta, Zygnematophyceae, Desmidiales, Closteriaceae. The record is from the annotation of a GenBank genome assembly.